Messenger RNA from Mesorhabditis belari, 345 nucleotides. The record is from the annotation of a GenBank genome assembly. Lineage: Eukaryota; Metazoa; Nematoda; Chromadorea; Rhabditida; Rhabditidae.
AUGAAUACGAGAAACAACUGUACACAGUAUCGAAAAUUCCCGUUCUCUGUCGGCUUCCUGAGGAGAAUACCAUCAAUACUGUCGACGUUGAUGUGUUUGAUGUUCGUGAUCUCUCUUGUACAUGGCGCUUGUGCAACCGAUCAAGCAGAUAUGGGAUGCGGGGAACAUCCUCUUAAAGGAAUCCUCUCAAAUCUCGACUCUAAACAUCCAAAUCUUUCAUCGGAUCAAGUCGUGCGCCUUUUGUUGGCUGUUCAAAAGCGAUACCCCCGUUUGUGGAGAGCCUACGAGGCGGCUCUCGAUCAAUACACGAAUUGCCGUCUGAUGGCCACUUCCGGAUCACUUGGA